This is a messenger RNA of Chara braunii, 1119 nucleotides long. The record is from the annotation of a GenBank genome assembly. Lineage: Eukaryota; Viridiplantae; Streptophyta; Charophyceae; Charales; Characeae.
UGGUGGAUGAGGAGAAGGAUGGGAGGCACAUAGGAGGAUCUCCGGAAGAUGGACGACGAGGUAGACGACUACUACAAGGAGAAGCUGAGGAUGUCCCCUACGGUGUUCCGGGAGAUUGUGGAGGCGGUGUCCCCUCUUCUGCAGCGGAGGGUGACAUUCUCCAGGGUACCGUUGAUGCCAGAUCACAUCAUCACAUAUGCGCUGUAUCGAUGGGCGAGCGGGGAGACGUACGAGAGCAACACAUCGUCAUUCGGCAUAGGAUGCGCAUCAGGCUUGAUCGCAGUCGAGGAUGUCACCAGGGCGCUUCUGAGGGUGUACCGUGACAACAUCGACUGGCCUUCUGGGUUGCAGCGGGUGCUCGUUCUGCGCGCCUUUGAGGCCAAGGGUUUCCUCUACUGCUAUGGAUGCAUAGAUUGCACACACAUAUACGUGGACAAACUGGCGAACGCACCAUUCGAUCGGACGCAUCGUUUCUCCGUUGUUGCGCAGGUGGUGGUGGACUUGGACUUGCGCAUCACAGAGUCUGACGUUUUCGUCGGUUAUCCAGGGAGUUGCCAUGACAUUCGCGUGCUUCAACUUUCCAAUCUGUGGGCACGUGCGGAGGAGGGGGAUCUUUUUCGUGGACCUGUUGUGGUGCUCCCGUUCGGAGUGAAGACACACUGGUACAUUCUCGACGAUAACGGCUAUCCUCCUCUGGAGUGGAUCGUCAUGCCUUACGGGGGGACCGAUCAAUGCGCCGACGAAGAGAGGUUCGACAACAAGCAGAAGGUCGCCAGAGGAGCAGUGGAAAGAGCUUUCGGGAGAUUGAAGGGGGUGUGGAGGUUGUUCUUCCGCACACACAAGACAAAUAUGGACACUCUCCUGCACCAAUUCCAAGUCGUGUGCAUUUUGCACAACAUCCUCCUCGAUGUUGGCAUGGACUUGGACGAGAACUUGUUGUGGGAGGUGGACGCUAAUGGUGCGCGCCGACGUGUGGAUUUGGGGUUGGAUCACCCACCCCCCCCCAUCGUGGAAAACUUUAAUCAGCCUCAUGCGCUCGUGUUGCGCGAAGCGUUGGCGGAGCGCAUGAAGCACGCAUAAACGCGCAAACUCCCUCGACGGCGGUAGCUACGGCAUCGA